AUGGCAACGAAGUUCAACAGUGACAAUGAGAAGCAGGUUUUCGAUAAGCUUAAAAAGGCGCUUCCCGUUAUUAUCAAGGAAAAAUGUGAAGGUUAUGAUGAACUGUAUGGCUAUAAGUUGAAUUCUGAGGGCCUCACUCCAGAAGAGGUUGAAAAAUACUAUGACGAAAAGAUUGCCGAUUGUUUGCUUCAUAAACUUUGUAAAGCGUACCAAUUCGAAUACGACACCAUUGUGCAAAACUUGGUUGAUAUCUUGAAAUGGAGAAAGGAGUUCAAUCCAUUGAGUUGCGCCUACAAAGAAGUUCACAACACAGAGCUGCAAAGCGUUGGCGUUUUGACAUUCGACGCGAAUGGUGAGGCUAAUAAGAAAGCCGUGACUUGGAACUUGUACGGGCAGUUGGUCAAGAAGAAGGAGCUGUUUCAAGACGUGAAUAAAUUUGUGCGUUACAGAAUCGGUCUCAUGGAGAAGGGCUUGAGUUUGUUAGAUUUCACCAGUGAGGACAAUUCUUAUAUGACCCAGGUCCAUGACUAUAAGGGCGUUUCGAUGUGGAGAAUGGACUCAGACAUCAAGAGCUGCAGUAAGACCGUCAUUGCUAUUUUCCAGAAAUACUAUCCGGAACUGCUAUACGCAAAGUAUUUUGUCAACGUUCCCACCGUGUUUGGCUGGGUGUAUGACCUCWUCAAGAAGUUCGUUGACGAGAGCACUAGGAAAAAGUUUGUGGUGUUGACUGACGGUAAGAAGCUAGGCCAGUACUUAAAAGACUGUCCUCAGGAGGAGUACGGCGGGAAGGACAAGCAAAACAACUUAAGCAAGCAAAACAUCACUAACGUCCACCCAACGGCAUACGGUUUGUACAUCUUGCAAAAGCAAAUUAUUGAAGACGUCGAGUAA
Saccharomyces eubayanus is the source of this 891-nucleotide messenger RNA. It is a transcript of the gene SFH5, whose product is annotated as Sfh5p. Gene Ontology annotation, cellular component: cortical endoplasmic reticulum; cytosol; plasma membrane. Gene Ontology annotation, molecular function: phosphatidylinositol transfer activity. The record is from RefSeq and is a predicted model, not a curated record. The coding region runs from base 1 to 891 and encodes 296 amino acids. Lineage: Eukaryota; Fungi; Ascomycota; Saccharomycetes; Saccharomycetales; Saccharomycetaceae. Gene Ontology annotation, biological process: regulation of exocytosis; Golgi to plasma membrane protein transport. The transcript has a single exon.